GCAAUACUGAUGCCAAGCAAGAAGCGCGUGAAGGUUUCAGGUGUAUAUAUAGAUGAAGGAGAAGUAGGGUUUGCUUCAGUAGGAGAGAAUGUACGUAUAAAGCUAUUAGGAGUUGAAGAAGACGCUUUAAGCAGCGGUACAGUGCUGUGCUGCUCGCUGUCUCCUUGCCCUGUUGCAUGCAAAAUCUUAGCCUUUAUGAAGGUCAUGGAGCUGUUAGAACAUCGGCCUCUUCUAACAGCUGGAUAUACAUGCGUUAUGCAUGUACAUACUGCAAGAGAAGAAGUUAUGCUAGGAAAGAUACUCGAGUCUUCUGACGGCAAGAAGAAAAAAACAAACCCGCAGUUUGUGACGAGCGACUGUCUCAUCAGCAUUGAAAUUAUGCUGUCGAAGCCGAUGUGCAUGGAGGAGUAUGAAGCCUGCUCGCAACUGGGUCGCUUUACUCUUAGAGAUGAAGGGAAGACUAUCGCUGCUGGGCGUGUGACGAAGAUUUUGGAGUUUGCAUAA
Messenger RNA from Eimeria acervulina, 504 nucleotides. Its product is annotated as G1 to S phase transition protein, putative. The transcript has 4 exons. Gene Ontology annotation, biological process: translation. Gene Ontology annotation, molecular function: GTPase activity; translation release factor activity. Lineage: Eukaryota; Apicomplexa; Conoidasida; Eucoccidiorida; Eimeriidae. The record is from RefSeq and is a predicted model, not a curated record. The annotation marks the transcript as partial. Gene Ontology annotation, cellular component: translation release factor complex.